AAGGUGGUGGAAAUCGCUGGGGAAUCCACGCGCUUCUCCGAGAUCGAUAGGCAUAGACCGCAAGAAUCAUCAAUUAAAUUAUAAAUUCAAUUCAAAACUACCAAAGGCGAUUGUUUUCUUCGAUCCUUCUUCGUUUUCAAAUUUCAAUCAAUUAGGUUAGAUUACAUUGCAUUUUAUUCGAUUCACUAUGGCAAUGAAUCCCCAGCUUUUCCCCAAUGGGAUGCCCGUUCCCUUCGUCAACGAAUUGUUCGUCUUGGCCAGAGAUGGCGUCGAAUUCGAGGUCGAUAAGAUCCCUGGCGCAAGCGGCCAUGGCGGACGUAUGAAGGCAAAGGGAACCAUCUACUUGUCGAAUAUCCGGAUGGUCUUUGUUGCAGACAAGCCUAUUGGUAUCUUCCGUGCUUUUGACAUGCCCUUGCUAUAUGUUCAUGGUGAAAAAUUUAACCAACCAAUAUUCCACUGCAACAAUAUCGCUGGAUCUGUGGACCCUGUUGUGCCAGACAAUGAAAACAGGGCUUUGUAUUCCACGCACUCGAUUAAGAUCCUUUUCAAGGAAGGCGGGUGUGGGACUUUUGUGCCCUUAUUUUUCAACUUAAUAAGUUCGGUGAGACAAUACCGUCAACAGACUGCUUCAAGGGCCGAGCCACAAAUGGAUCCUCUGCAAGCCGCUCAAACUCCCGUAGAUGAUAUGAUGAGACAUGCCUAUGUGGAUCCAAACGAUCCCACAAGGAUCUUCUUGCAGCAGCCCACUCCCGAGUCUCAACUGCGUCGACGCACCUACCAGGCACAGCCUGCUGAGCCCUCCGCCUCAACUCCACUCCUGUGAACAUUUUACUAUAUGCUAGUGCAGAUACUCUUGUGAUUCUAGUCAAUAAAUCAACUUGCAAUUCUGUUGAGCACUCUUUAUCUCAAAUUGUAAGAUGUUUAUAUGAUGUUUCAGCAUGUGUGUUAUGCAGUCUUGAACAACAUCAACAUGUAAAUGAACAUAGAACACAUCCUUGAAUUGGUAAAUAUACCCUUUUAUUCUUUACCUUUA
Molecule: messenger RNA, 1033 nt
Organism: Ipomoea nil (Japanese morning glory)
Lineage: Eukaryota; Viridiplantae; Streptophyta; Magnoliopsida; Solanales; Convolvulaceae
Product: UPF0664 stress-induced protein C29B12.11c
Exons: 5
Coding region: 188-823 (211 amino acids)
Biological process (GO): positive regulation of DNA-templated transcription
Cellular component (GO): nucleus
Molecular function (GO): transcription coactivator activity; chromatin DNA binding
Source: RefSeq, a predicted model, not a curated record